Molecule: messenger RNA, 312 nt
Organism: Ambispora leptoticha
Lineage: Eukaryota; Fungi; Glomeromycota; Glomeromycetes; Archaeosporales; Ambisporaceae
Source: the annotation of a GenBank genome assembly
AGUCUUCAACAGGUUGGCGUUAAUUGGCCAAUGCCUAUCGUAAGCCGCAUGGCUUCUGCAGCAUGGAAACGUCAGCCAGAACAUAUAAAGACAAAAUAUGAAAAUUUAUCAUUCGAUGCGAGUCUUCAUUGGGCCAAAUGGAAUCCAAAACCGAAUCAAAGAUCCAAUGUUAAAAAAUCAAGCGCUCAAAGACGAAGAGCUAUUAUUAGUCAAUCGAACACAAGCGUAACUAAAAAACUCUUCAAUCCCAUGUCUAUAUCCUCGAUUAUUUCACCGCCAGAUUAUGAGAUCACCGAAUCCUUAAUUCUUUAA